AUGACUCUGAGCAUGUCUCCGGCUGCGGUGUGCCAGUGCUUCACGCUGGUGUCCCUGUGCACAUCCAUCGCCGACCCCAACUGGAUCCAAGUCAUGAACAACACUGACCCCGGAGGCAAACAGCUCAUCUAUGGUGUGGCCUUCAUACUGCAAGCUGCCCAGAACCUCACUGACACAGGUAAGGGCAAGACUGGAGGUGGAAGAAGUGUUGUCCUGAGGAUUGUCUUUUCACUCUUAUCACGUUUCAGUUUCAAGUUUUAUUGGUUGUAUGUACGGGAUACACAUGGUAUACACCGUCCAACGAAAUGCUUACUUGCAGGUUCCCUCUCGACAAUGCAACAUCAAUAAGAAAUAAUAAAAUAAUAUAAACAAAGUAAAUCAGUAGAAUAGAAUAAACAUUUUAGCAUAAGUAUAAUACACGAAGACACAAUAUAUAGUCCAAUAUUUACACGUUUUUUCGGGAAGGGGGAUUGGGGGGCAAGUGUCAUGUUGACACUGUAGGAGAGUUCACAAGUGCCACUGUUAAAAUGUGCUCACGUUAUGUCUGAUAAAGUGUGUAUGUAUUCUAUUCUUCUAUGUUUGCAUUGUCCGUAUGCACGUGUGUAUUCCCUGUUUGAGCCCACUAGUCUGUGAGCAGCUGUGGGUGUAAGUGUUUGUAUUUGUGUUUACAGUGUGUGUGCAUUUACAGUGUGUGCGCGCUCCCUCCCUGUAGGUCCACUGGGUGGCGUAAAUGGCUGGGGGGUGUGGCUGCUCUAUGCCCUGGCUGCUCUGUGCUACAGUGCUGUUCUGCUCUCCAGCUCCUCCUUCCUAUUGGACUUCCUGGGGACUGGGAUGUCCCACCCUCGACUGGUGGUGUCACUCCACAUCUCCACAGGUAACCCAACCUCUCUCCCUCUGUCUAUCUGUCUCAUUUUUAUUUAUUUAUCUCUCUUCCUCCUUUGGCCUCUUUUGCUGUCUUAUCUCUUUCUUUCUGUCUCUCUCUCUCUCACUGAGGGCUUAUCACAAUACUGUCAUCACUUGAAGAAGAAUGCCCUCUCACAGGCCUCAUAAAAUAUGAACUCUCAUAGAAUGACAUAAGAGCCAUGUUUGCUGAGGCAUGUUAGAAUACAUAACUCUCUCUGCAGUUCUCUCUGGGAUUAAUUAGUAUGUAAUUCUCUCUAUCUCUCCCUUACACUCUCUCUCUCUCUCUCUCUCUCACCCUUAAACUCUCUCUUUUCUCCCUUUCCCUUCCUCUCUACCCAGUGGUUCUCCUCCUGUCUGUGCUGGGAGUGUGUGGGGCCUGCCUGUACAUCAUCUACUGCAACCUUCAGGAGGGCAAGUUUGGGCCACUAUGGGAAUGGGUAGAGGGCUGGACCUGGCCUGGGUCUGGCUCCAGGAGCCAGGGAGGAGGAGGGGCGACGGCUAUGAAGCCUUACCCAGGGGAGAGCUUCUACAUCACCAUGCUGGGCCUGCUCUUCUCCUGCCUGGCCGGUGUGAUCAGCCUGAGCGGCCCGGGGGACCCCACCUCCACCCAGAGGGACUACACAGCCGUGGUGGAGGGGGACGACAGUGACACAGAGCCCCUUACCCCCAGGGAGCAGGGAGUGGGCCAGUCUGACGGAGAGGAGGGGGCAGGAGACGCAUUGCCUGAACUAACUCAGGGGGAGGUGGGUGGAAGUGGAGACUGUUAA
This is a messenger RNA of Coregonus sp. 'balchen', 1670 nucleotides long. Lineage: Eukaryota; Metazoa; Chordata; Actinopteri; Salmoniformes; Salmonidae. The record is from the annotation of a GenBank genome assembly.